AUGGACAUGCUUUGGUAUGCACACAAACAUGGCUUCGUCCCGGAUGCAGACUUUGACUUCCUCUGGAACAAUUGCUCCAUGAGGCAGCCCUCAUUCCUUGCGCAAGGAUUCUGGCGUCGUGAGAACGGCAUGUGGAUGAGCAGCCUGCAGGGAACAGCAGCUCUGGAUGGAGCUUGCAAGAUGGCUGAGCGGAAGUUCAUGGCCACCACUUCCCGUGGUUUGUCCCAGAGUUGGAAGAAGGCCUACAUCAACGAGCUCGACGUCUUUUCCGAUUCUUCGUCUUUGGAUUGGACCGUUCCCAAAAGCCUGGACUUCUACACGGCCCAAUGGAUGAACCGCGCUGAUGUCAAGAAAGCUCUUCAUGUGGAGGAUGCACCGGUAAAAUCUUGGCCGGGUCCAACAGAUGGAUGGCAGUACACCAGCAACUACAAUGCCUGCAACAAGGCGCCUGGGCAGCCCAGCAUGAUCGACUUCUACCGGAAGAUCGCACCCAAGAUGACCACCACCAUUGUCUUCAACGGUGAUACUGAUCCGUGCGUCUCCUAUGAGGGCACGCGUACAGCCAUUGAGAGGGUUGGAUUCAAGAUUCUGCCCGGAGGUCACUAUCGCCCAUGGUUCUACAACAAGUCCGCAGCAGCGAUGGAAACGUUGAUGGAAAAGCCGAACCUCUUCGGUCCCAACUUGGAGUUGCGCCCUGCUGGUGCUCAAUUCGGUGGCCAUGUGGUGAACUAUGCCCACGGUUUGUCAUUUGCCACGGUGCAUGGGAGUGGACAUAUGGUUCCCCAGUUCAGACCCCAAUCAGCUGAGAGGCUGUUGAAUCGACUUCUCAGCGAUGGUCUUUUCGCUCCCUUGCUGCCCAGCGAUGCAGAACUGGCUCAAAUGGACGAUGACUCCUUCGACAAGUUCGUGGACAGCUGGACGGACAAAGCUCGAAGUGAAGUAUCGACAGGAUCGACGUCAGCUGCAAAGGCCAUCGAUCGCGAUCGCUCAGCUCUCGACAUUUUGGAUCUGCUCUUGGAGGCCAUUGUUGAACUCCUGGGCUAUGAGGCCGUCCUGGAAGGAUUCGACGUGGUCUGUCAACGAUGGUAUUUAGCAGCGGCUUGCCAUCCGCUGUGCUUCCGGGAUCGCUUUGAGACCUGGCAGCUGGACACACUGAUAAGACUUGACGAUUUGGUUUCCCAAGCAUCUGAACCACCGACUGAGAACAUGGAGACCCUGGACUGGCCCUUUGCCAUUGCCAUGGAGCAUGCUGAGGUUGAGUUGCGGAUUACCGAGUUUCUAGCAUCGCCUCCUUCGGUCUUGCUUGUGACCUUGUUGCAGUACGGACAUCAGUUGACCAGCUUUCUCCAAUGGAUUCACCUCGCAGAAGACAACGGCCAGACCCAUCAGUGCCAGCUCUUGAAUGCCGCAGUCAAGGCGCAGGGCAUCUCUGAGGGCUACUGCGAACGCUUCGUGCAGCAACGGGGCAAGGCACUCUUUCGGAUCCUUCGAACAGUUGCCUCGCUCUGGGAGAGGACUAGGACAAAGAAGAAGCUCACUGCUGCAGCUUUGUGCCCGGCCAAGGACUUGAACAUUCCACGCAGAAUCGCAGAUAUCACAGCUUGCACGAAGGGAAAGAGGGGAGAUGAAGAGGAAAAUGGAGAGUUGGAGAGUUGUGCGAACAUCGCCAACCGAAAGAGGGAACCAGACGGAAUGGAUGAAAUGCAGUGGCACCAUGGACGCGCCGAUCGGAUUCGCUUCGCUUUGUGCGUAGGUCAAGCAGAGGGUGUGACAUCCAGCCACAAGGCUUCAAAGACGGUGACCAUUCGACCUGCCAAGCUUCCGCUGGGUCCACAUGCCACGAAGCCUUUGUCGCCCAAACAAAAGCCAGAGUCACCGGCACGGAAAGCGCCACAAGAAGCGACAAAGGCAGCACCUUCGAGCCAACCUUCAAAGACGGUGACCAUUCGACCUGCCAAGCUUCCGCUGGGUCCACAUGCCACGGAGCCUUUGUCGCCCAAACAAAAGCCAGAGUCACCGGCACGGAAAGCGCCACAAGAAGCGACAAAGGCAGCACCUUCGAGCCAACCUUCAAAGACGGUGACCAUUCGACCUGCCAAGCUUCCGCUGGGUCCACAUGCCACAGAGCCUUUGUCGCCCAAACAAAAGCCAGAGUCACCGGCACGGAAAGCGCCACAAGAAGCGGCAAGCGGAGCCUCGAAGGCCGCCGUGCCACGGAAGAAGCCGACGGAACCAAAAGUGAAGGCGACCUCAGUCGUGAAGACUUUCCCGGCAAAAACACAAAAAACUUCGCCGGCACCACCUGUGGCUACUUCUUCUGUCAAGGUUCGAAGCGAAGUGAAGAGCUACCCGUCUCGUCCCCAGCCCAGGGAGCCAGAUGGACCUCCACCGGGCUGGGACAAGGCGACUGCAGAGAGUUCAUCGAGGACGACAACGCCAGCCGACGGUGAGACAGGUCCAAUUGGUGGCCGCGCCUCCGUCACCGUCGUCCACCUCCGGCCUCGCUCCGAUCGGCCAGCUGCUGGUCAGGUCCGUCAGGUCCGCCGAGCUUUGCAGCCAACUCCCAAAUCGAAGACGAUCGCGCGGGCACCUGAUGGCCGACAGAGACCAAAAUCGCCUGAGAAAGGCAAAGGCGGCGGCAAAGGCGGCAAAGGUAAGGGAAAGGACACAGGUGAAAAAGCUGUGAAGGAGGAAGAGGAAGAGGAAAGAGAUUACAGAGAUUACGGAGAUUAUGGCGAUCUGACAGAGGACCACUUUGAGAGUCCUAAGAGGUCAGAAGUCGACUGGGACAGAGACAAAGAUGGCAAAUCCGAUGGCAAAUCCAGUGGCAAAGGGAAAUCGAAGGCCAAAGGUUCGAAGGGCAAGGGAACGAAAGGAAAGCAAAAGGGAAAAGAGACCGACAAUGGCGAGAAAAAUGGCGAGAAAGCUGCGAAAGCAGCCGAGAAGGAGCCGGAAGCAAAAGAAAAGGGCAAGGGUGGCAAGAGUGGCAAGAGUGGCAAGGGAAAGAGUGGAAAAGACAAGGGCAGUGGUAAGGCCAGCCAAGCCAAGGGAUCUAAGGGAUCUGGCAACAAAGGGAAAGAGAAGAAAGAGGCGAAGAAUCAGAAAGAGAAGGAUAAGUCGGAUAAGAACAAUCAGGGCAAUCAGAGUCUUCAAGAGAACAAGGAGAACGAGAAAGAGAAGGAUGAGAAUGAAACGAAGGACAUGGAAGUCGACGACGCUGUGACAAAAGAUCACUCAGUGACGGAGGCUUCCACAGAUGACGACCUCUUUGGAAACAUCGGUGACGCUUGGAAGCUUCUCUGA
Molecule: messenger RNA, 3303 nt
Organism: Cladocopium goreaui
Lineage: Eukaryota; Dinophyceae; Suessiales; Symbiodiniaceae
Source: the annotation of a GenBank genome assembly